AUGCCGAACAGGAAAUGGACAGAACAUUACGAAUGCUCAGGACGUUCGCUGUCAAUGAAUGUUGGUAUUAGACUGGCAAGUGAAAGCGCAUUAGCAAACGAUAUAAAGCAUAAUUUGGUGUCAAGGGGCCUAACGUUGGCCGGGUUAGGACUGAAUAGAAGUUCGAUUGAAGAUGGGCCUAAUAACCGGCAAAAUGUAUAUAAAAUGGGUAAAGAAAGCGUUAGGGAUCGGCACCAUACUGUGAAUGUCAGCACAGUUUUGGCUACAAAAUUUAAUAAGGAUUUGAUACCGGAGGAAUAUGUGAUAGACUUUUAUUUUAAUCGACUACUGGCAGAUACAGUGCUGGAGGGAUAUGGAAAAACUAAUAUGGCGAAGAUGUCAUAUCAACGGAAAUGGGAGUUGGUUUGUAAGGAACAUAAUGCAGAGCAAGGUUUAGUGAGCGAAAAAGAAGGUAAGAGCGAUGACGAACUGACUAUGCAAUUGAUUUUGAGUCUCAAAGAAAAACUUAAAGGGCCGAUAACGCAACCACACGUAUGGUAUCAAUUGGAAAAGGUUCUCCGGCAAAAAAUGUCGUGCUUGAUAUUUAUUAGCCAAGGAGGCAUCUCAAAACUUUUGGAGCAUUAUUUAUCGGUGGCCAGGGAUAUGGAGUAUGUUUACCUUAACUGUUUUAAAAGCAUAAUUAACCAUGAUUCUGGUAGAAACGAGAUGCAUGAAAAUAUAGAGGUGACGAGAAUGUUGUGUAACUACUUGUCAAAUAAUAAUUCGCAAACUAGGACCAGGUUGCUAGCUACUGAUAUUUUAUUGUUACUUACGUAUGUUGAUAGUGAGAGAGUAUCACGGGAAUUGGAGCUAUUAUAUUCUCCUUGGAUUAAUACGGUUUAUAACACUAUAGUCGAUAGGUCGCAAUGGCUGCAAUCGCUGUUUGUUGUUCAGAAGCCGCAGCAAUUGGUAACGGAUUAUCUCAUAUCGACUACAAUUCUAAUAAAUGCAUUAAUUGAACGGCUGCCUCUACCAACCUCUAAGAGUAAGGCAAUUAAACUACUUAAAGAUGCUGGCAUUCAUAAGGUGUUUUACCAACUAGACCUGCUGAGUGAUAAAUUGGAUUCUGAAGUCCUAUUCAAUCAAAUUUCAAAGUAUAAAAGUACGGAAAGUGCCAUAAAUUCAAAAAUGGCAACUGAAAAGGCAGAGCUGGAUGUCUCUUUUGCACGCCAAGUCAAAACAAUUGCAGCGCUGACGAAAGGAACAGCUUUGGAAUUUUCUAUGUCGAAGUUAUUGGAUGCUAUUUUGCAAAUUGUCACUUCUAGAACUUCUGCAGAGUCAGUGAAACUUAUAGAAUUAUUUCAGGCAGUUCUUGACUAUCUAUUGGAGCAUUCCUAUGAUAAGGACGAAUUAUCAGAAGAAGCAGUGCUGAAAGCUUCCUUGGAUCAGUUGAUGACUAGACUGCAAAGUGUACAAAUAAAUGAACGCGCUGUUCAGGAGUUAGAAGAGAUGAAAGUCAAAGUAGAGCAUAUGAAAAAUAUGAUUGCUGAUUUAGAACAACAACGUUCGGUUACAAAGGGGGCUGUAUUAGAAAAAUGGAAUUCAACGAAAGAAACGCUGUCGAAUAGAAUGAACUACAUUACAGAAUUAGAGGAGCGAUUAGAAACGAUUGAAAAACAAAGGAAAAAUGAUCGCAUCAAGUAUGAACGUGAAGUAGUUCACAGGGAUUCAGAAAGAGGCUACUCGAAAAACUCCAUUUCCCUUUUUGCAACGUUAAAGAACGGUAAUGGCUUGCCACACUCUAAUAUUGGGCGAUCUGCUACACUUGUAAGGAGUCCCAAGGUAAAUUUUGAUAAAAUUAAAUCAGAAGACGUUAGUCGUCGUAGUAUCAGUGGGCCGGAAGGUAUACGGCGUCCAAAAUUCGAUAAAGAUGCGGGAAAUCUUAAGGAAGAUUUGGUUCACACAGCAAAAGCGAAGAAGUUAAGCUUUAUAACAGAGAGUAAAUCUGCUCCUGUAUUAGAUGAGCAUGAUGAUGAUCUUGAAGUGCAAUCACCUAAACCCAGAUUAUCCUCAAAUUCUUGCAAUACUAAUAAAGGACAAAAAUCAGUUAACGAACAAAACCAUGUCAAACCACUUACGGUUUUGACACCCCCUCCACCUCCACCACCAUUUCCAAUGAAUUUAAUAAAAGAUCUGAGUGUAGAAGAACCUCUGCCUCAGACAUUGGUAAAAGCAAUCGGUGCACCACCACCUCCACCGAUGCCAACCUCUUUACUGCAAAAUGUAGUACACCACUUUCGCAAAGCAUCCCAGGGCACCUAUACUGGUCCUUCGGUAUGUACUCCACCGCCUCCUCCUCCUCCUUUGCCAUUAUCGUUGACUAGGGAUGCAUUAGAAGGAUCUCGAUGCAUUUCUACCAUGAGAUCUCGGCCUCGCGUUAAAAUGAAGCAAAUCCACUGGGAUAAGAUUGACGAUGUAAGAGAAACUAUUUGGUGUGAUGAUAAAGAACGAGCUGCUAUGAAUGAUGAAUUGGAAAGUUUUGGAGUAUUUAAAGAGAUUGAGGAUCUAUUUAAGGUUGUACCAACAAACACAAAGUCGGGAUAUUCAUCAAUUAAUCCCCUGAAUACGAGAAAUGGAAAGAUAACUUUACUAUCAAAUGACUUAGCUCAGCAGUUUGGGAUUAACUUGCAUAUAUUUUCACAUUAUCCUGUUGAAGUAUUAGUUGAGAAGGUUUUACAAUGUGAUAGUGAGGUAAUGAAAAAUCAGAGUAUUAUAGAGUUUUUUAGCAAAGAUGACAUUAAUCAUAUGCCACAGAGCAUCCAGCGGAUGUUUGCUCCUUAUGCGACCAAUUAUUUCACGAAUGAAAAGCCAGAAAAGGAUCCAAGUGUAUUGGAACGGGCUGAUAGAAUAUAUUUAGAAUUGUUUUACAACUUGAGAUCAUAUUGGGCGGCAAGAUCGAAGUAUUUACUGGUUCUUUUGACAUAUGAGAGGGAUUACUACGAUACUUUGUAUAAAUUGCAAAGGAUUGAUGAUGCUACAAAAGCUAUUAGGAAUUCGACGAAAUUAAAACAUUUAUUUUUCCUAAUAGUAGAGGUUGGAAAUUACAUGAAUAAUAAGCAGGCACCCGGUAUUCAGUUGAGUUCCUUAAAUAAGUUUGCAUUUACGAAAACCUGUAAAGAUAAUAAUCUCUCAUUCAUUCAUGUUAUUGAACACAUUGUUAGAACUAGAUAUCCAGAAUUACAUGACUUCAUGGAUGACUUGGAAAAAAUUUCCGAUGUCUCAAAUUUCAUUGUGCAGCAUGUAGAAGAAGAGUCUCAGGAGUUCUAUGAGAAGAUUUAUAAUUUAGAGAGAUCUUUGAGUGUUGGCAAAUUAUCAGAUACUUCAAAGUUCCACCCGAAGGAUAAUUUCUUAGCUAAAACCGAGUCCAAUAUGUGUCACGCGAGGAAAAAGGCAGACCUUUUGAAAGGACAGUGCACACUAACCAUGGGUGAUUUCAAUAAAUUAAUGAGGUACUGGGCCGAAAAUCCAAAUAACAUGCAUCAACGUAACACGUUCUUUCAGAAAUUUAUUGACUUCAUAACCUUGUUUAAAAAGGCAAUUAAGGAAAACUCCGAACGCGAAGAAAUUCGUCGUGUGUGUGAACAGAGAAGGUUACUAAUAAAGCCUGUACAGUAUGAUAGAGUUAAAAAGGAGAAUGACAACGACGAUGAAAAAAACUCUGUUCGUGGAUCUUCUAACGUGAAGCCAUUAUUGGAUCAUGCGGAAGAUGAACAGCAUGCUGUUGAUAUAUUAAUUAGAAGAUUAAGGGAUGUUCGACAUCAAGAUUAUAAGUAUAAGAAUCAACGAGACACAAAAUCAGACUCCAGUGGGUCUACUCUACGCAUCAGAGAAAGAGAGGAUGGUGAUUUGUUAGUAAGGACACGGGAAAUGUUAAUGGGCGUAAAAAAGUUUUAA
Messenger RNA from Eremothecium sinecaudum, 3933 nucleotides. RefSeq names its product HFR136Wp. The transcript has a single exon. NCBI's taxonomy places the organism in Eukaryota, Fungi, Ascomycota, Saccharomycetes, Saccharomycetales, Saccharomycetaceae. Gene Ontology annotation, cellular component: cell division site; mating projection tip; cellular bud neck. Gene Ontology annotation, molecular function: small GTPase binding; actin binding. Gene Ontology annotation, biological process: actin filament bundle assembly; mitotic actomyosin contractile ring assembly; barbed-end actin filament capping. The record is from RefSeq and is a predicted model, not a curated record. The coding region runs from base 1 to 3933 and encodes 1310 amino acids.